Molecule: messenger RNA, 2312 nt
Organism: Phacochoerus africanus (Common warthog)
Lineage: Eukaryota; Metazoa; Chordata; Mammalia; Artiodactyla; Suidae
Gene: TRABD2A
Product: TraB domain containing 2A
Biological process (GO): negative regulation of Wnt signaling pathway
Cellular component (GO): membrane
Molecular function (GO): metalloendopeptidase activity
Source: RefSeq, a predicted model, not a curated record
AUGGCAAAUCCUUUGUGUAUCAUGAAAACUUUGCUCUUGAGGAAAGAUCUCAUUCUUGGGAAAGAGCAAAAAGACAUUCAGGCCCUGGGGCCUCCCUCUGCCCUUCGGGCCGGCUGGCGAAGUGGCCGGUGGCCGGGACAGGGUUUGGGCGGGAGAACCAGUGGACGGCGUUCCCGCGGCCACCUCAGCGCGGGGCCGACGGGCGGCGGAGGGGUUGGGCGGGGUCGGGUUCGGGGUCGACCCCACGUGGCCGCCGCCGCCGCAGCCGAGGGACUCGCAGGGCCUCCGACCGAAGGCGGCCGGAACAAGCGGGCGAGAGGCGCGGGGCCACUAACAAGCGCCCCCGGCCCCUCGAGCCCCGUGAGCCAUGGCGGGCGCACGGCGAGUCCGCCGCUCCACAACCAGUGGCUAGCCGGGCCUGGCGGCCACUGCUACCUACCCUCUUCCUUCUGCUCUCCGGGCUUCGGAGCUGCGGAGAGAAGGAUGAGCCCCUGAAGCUGGUUCCUGCAGCCCGCCCUCUGCCUGCUGCCCGCCCUCUGCCUCCUGCGGGCGAGCGCAGCCCCUGCGCUCGGCGCCCCCGCCUACGCCAACUGCGAGCUCAAGCCCCAACAAAGUGAGUUGAAUUCCUUCUUGUGGACCAUCAAGCGAGACCCACCGUCUUACUUCUUUAGCGCGAUCCGUCCGUAUACCCGGGUUUGGGACUUCAUCCCUGACAACUCCAAGGAGGCUUUCCGGCAGAGCGGCAUCAUGUACUUUGAGCUGGACCUCAUGGACCCCUCUACCAUCUCAGCCCUCACCAGCUGUCAGAUGUUGCCCCAGGGUGAGAACUUCCAGGACAUGCUCCCCAGGGACAUCUACUGCCAUCUCAAGCACCACCUAGAGUACGUCAAGCUCAUGAUGCCCUCGUGGAUGACCCCUGACCAGCACCGGAAGGGUCUCUAUGCAGACUACCUUUUCAGUGCCAUUGCUGGGAACUGGGAGUGGAAGAGGCCCAUCUGGGUCAUGCUCAUGGUCAACUCCCUGACCGAAGCGGACACCAAGUCCCGUGGGGUGCCCGUCUUAGACCUGUGCCUUGCCCAGGAGGCCAAGCGGCUGAGGAAACAGACGGGGGCAGUGGAGAAGGUGGAAGAGCAGUGUCAUCCAUUGAAUGGGCUGAACUUUUCUCAGGUCAUCUUUGCUUUGAACCGGACCCUCCUGCAGCAAGAGAGCCUGAGAGCAGGUGGCCUUCAGAUGCCCUACUCCACAGAGGACCUCAUCAAACACUAUAACUGCGGGGACCUCAGCUACGUCAUCUUCAGCCAUGACAGCUCCCAGGUUCCCAAUUUUAUUAAUGCCACGCUACUGCCCCAGGAACGCAUCACCGCUCAGGAGAUUGACAGCUACUUCCGCCGGGAGCUCAUCCACAAGCACGAGAGGAUGGGGAAGCAGGUGAAGGCCCUUUUGGAAGAGUUCCCUGACAAAGGCUUCUUCUUUGCCUUUGGAGCUGGGCAUUUCAUGGGCAACAACACAGUUCUGGAUGUUCUUCGGCGUGAAGGCUAUGAGGUAGAACACGCACCUGCUGGAUGACCCAUCAACAAAAGCAAGAGUAAAAGCCCCGCAUCGCGUCCCGCCGCCUCUGCUGUCUUGGCUCCGGAAGCACCGACCCCGGAAGCACCUCUACCGAAAGCUGGGUCUGGUGGGCGCUCACUGUUACCGCCCUACGCGGCGCUGCCUCACGUGACUGUGCCCAGAAGCACAGACUUGCAUGGCUCGGCAGAAAGAAAGUUCCGGGAGAAGCGGAGACAGCCUUAGCGGAGGCAGUGGCUUCGGCAGUUCAGCGACCUGUGCGUCUGACUGGAGGAGAGUGCUGUGGGCCCACAGCUCCAGGUCCCUGUUCUGGACGGGCACAUCUUCGCUGAGCUGUGGCUCUCUCACCAUGGACAUUCCCCCAACAGCCAGAUGGUGGCCAGCAGUGCCUGCCUGUCUCUCUGGAUCCCUGCGUUCUGGGUGCUGGAGCUGGCUUUCCAGACAGAGGCACUCUUCCUGUACUGACCAGAGGAGCCAAGCCAAGACCCUGGCCCCUCGGACUUGAAGGCCAGUCAUUCCUGUACCCACACUCUGGUCAGGCCCUGAUAGGCCCAACCCAGGAGAAGAGACUCCAAAUAAAGCCAGUGUUGCUUCUCCUUUUUCCAAGGAAUGACUUUGGGUUUUCUAGCAAUCCUUGGGGUGGGUGGGGGGAGUUGUACAGCUUUGUAAUGUAAUGAGCUAUAUGAAGGUAAUUAAUGGUAAAUGAAUCGUAUGGAAAUAAUUAAAUACCUUUUUGUGUGUGUGUA